This is a messenger RNA of Brassica napus (rape), 1318 nucleotides long. Its product is annotated as exosome complex component RRP42-like. Gene Ontology annotation, biological process: U5 snRNA 3'-end processing; nuclear mRNA surveillance; nuclear polyadenylation-dependent mRNA catabolic process. The record is from RefSeq and is a predicted model, not a curated record. The coding region runs from base 137 to 1132 and encodes 331 amino acids. Lineage: Eukaryota; Viridiplantae; Streptophyta; Magnoliopsida; Brassicales; Brassicaceae. Gene Ontology annotation, cellular component: cytoplasmic exosome (RNase complex); nuclear exosome (RNase complex). The transcript is spliced from 8 exons.
AGAUCCAAUAAUUAAGUUCAUGCCAUCUUUAAACCCUACCGGUAGUUAUCUCUUAAACCAAUAAAAACUUGCCGCCACGGUCGCCGGGAAACUCAGAGCUCUCUCUCUCUUCUAUCGAAUUCUCCGGGAAGUGAUAAUGGUGGCGUGUUCUGUUGGGGAGCAACACUUCCUUAAAGGUGGGAUUGCUCAGGAACUUCGAACUGAUGGUCGGAAAAGAUUGACUUACCGUCAUACCUACGUCGAAACAGGUGUUAUUCCGCAGGCUAAUGGUUCAGCGAGAGUUAGGAUAGGUGGAACUGAUGUGAUUGCCAGUGUAAAGGCUGAGAUUGGGAGGCCAAGUUCGCUCCAACCUGAUAAAGGAAAGGUUGCUGUUUUCAUUGAUUGCAGUCCAACAGCAGAACCUACCUUCGGGGUGAGCUUCUAUCUAGCACUUGUCACAUGUGUUCUCUGGUUUCUCCUGGGUAGAGGGGGUGAGGAAUUGUCUUCUGAGCUUGCUUUGGCUCUUCAAAAAUGUCUUCUAGGUGGCAAAAGCGGAGCAGGCGCUGGGAUAAAUUUAUCUUCGCUUUUGAUCAAAGAAGGAAGAGUCUGCUGGGACCUUUAUAUAGAUGGGCUUGUCAUUAGCUCUGAUGGGAAUCUACUGGAUGCACUGAGUGCUGCCAUUAAGGCUGCUUUAACCAACACAGCUCUACCAAAAGUCCAAGUUUCAGCUGAAGUGGCGGAUGAUGAGCAACCAGAGAUUGACAUCAGCGACGAAGAGUAUCAACAGUUUGGCACUUCCAGUGUCCCAAUCAUAGUCACGUUAACUAAAGUGGGAGAGCAUUACAUAGUUGAUGCAACAGAGGAAGAGGAGUCUCAAAUGAGCUCAGCUGUGUCUAUAUCAGUGAACCGGGCGGGACAUAUCUGUGGGUUAACCAAAAGAGGCGGGUCUGGUUUAGACCAGAGCGUCAUCCUUGACAUGAUCUCUGUGGCCAAGCAUGUGUCAGAGACUCUGAUGAACAAGCUUGAUUCUAAGAUUUCAAAGAUCCAUAAACAAUUAGUUGACUCCAUUGUUUAUGGAUCUUUGUUUAAAGUGGAAAUAAAACAUAACAAGUUACAUGAGAAGAUUGUGAUAUCUUUUGGGAGUAGAGAUUGAGAAGUGAGUGUGAGGUCACCUUUGAAGAAAACUUUUGUGGUCCAUGAUUAAGCCCAAAGGUCAAAAUCAAAUAGUGUUGUGUGUGUGACCAGUGUUGAUCACGUGUGUAAUCUCAGCUUUGGGGUUUGGUAAUGACUUUGAAAAAUUAAACUCUUUUCUCCAAUUUUGAAAUUUAUUGAAAAUUUA